Messenger RNA from Carassius carassius (crucian carp), 758 nucleotides. Its product is annotated as UPF0688 protein C1orf174 homolog. The record is from RefSeq and is a predicted model, not a curated record. The coding region runs from base 62 to 730 and encodes 222 amino acids. Lineage: Eukaryota; Metazoa; Chordata; Actinopteri; Cypriniformes; Cyprinidae. The transcript is spliced from 4 exons.
AAAAGCCUGGUAAAGUUUUCAACUCCCAUCUCGUGAUUGUGUGUGGCGCAGAUUAUUGGAUAUGGGCGGGACUUCAGCGGUCACUGGAGAUAAACACUGGCAGGACUCCACACUCAGACAGUUUUCGACGCCGAAACUUCCAAUGAGGGCGAAGCAGAUUGUCGUUGGGAGCCACAGACUGCGAGUGCGCGGCACUGUCUCUUUAAACACGCCUGGUGUAAAAAGUUCAGUCAAGAAGGCUGUGCGGAGGUGUGUUCUGCGCGGUUUGGUGCAGAGAUCGGCGUCUGAUCUCGCGAGCGCAGCGCAGCAGCAGAUGGCUGGCGACGGCGGGGAGGCCAAACGUCGUCCAAAGAGACCGUUUCGCCGCGGAGUAGAGGAGAAAUCUAGCGCGACCAUGAAUGAAAACGUCAAAAUUCAGUCCGAUAAAAAGACUUCGGGUGAACGGCGCGGUAAAGAAAACUCUGCCGCCAAGUGUACUGCUUUGACAGGCGGCUAUGCAGAGGCAAAGAUGGACCAGACCGUCAUUCACAGCCCCCAAACGCGAGAGGACCCGAGCAUUUUCUUCGACGAGGACAGCAAUCACAUUUUCCCAGUAGAGCAGUUCUUUGGGAACAUAGAUGUUGUUCAGGACUACCCACGCAGAACCCCAGGAAGCAAGAGAAUGAGUCGGAGAAAGUACAGGAGCAUGCAUUACUAUGCCAAAGAGGACAGUGAAGACGAGCAGCUAUGAGGACACAAUUCCUUUCAGACUCACUCAC